Messenger RNA from Diprion similis, 1230 nucleotides. RefSeq names its product lysM and putative peptidoglycan-binding domain-containing protein 3. NCBI's taxonomy places the organism in Eukaryota, Metazoa, Arthropoda, Insecta, Hymenoptera, Diprionidae. The record is from RefSeq and is a predicted model, not a curated record. Bases 184 to 1002 code for a protein of 272 amino acids. The transcript is spliced from 3 exons.
UUUAUUCGAAUUGAAAGAAGCGACUGGACAUGAAUGACAUUGCACAAGAAAAGAAAAGUAAAACAGCUGACAAUUAUAAUUUUUUCCUGAAAGGUUAUGGAAUGUUGUCAGUUAUUUUAAUACCGCCAACAACGAGUUGUAAUCAAGUGAGCACAGUGAAAUGUGUCCGUGAAAGUAACAAAGAUGCGAAAAAUAUCACUCAGUAACGGAAAUGAUGGGCAAAGAACUGGAAGGCAAAAGGUUUAUCAGCGUAGCGGUCAAAGAGAAGGAUCCCCAAAUUAUGUGCUCUUGUAUUCAGAUGGAGAAAAUAGUGGAGACGAAGAGACAAUUGCUCUUCGUACGGUAUCGAAACAAAAAUCACCUCCCCGAAAAGUGGAGGUGAUGAAAGUUCAGUUACAGCCUGAGGAUACUUUGCAGGCACUCUCGCUCAGAUACGGAUGCACCAUAUCUGAAUUGAAGAGGAUCAAUAAAAUACAUAAAGAAAACGAAAUAUUUGCACAUCGAACAAUUAAGGUUCCUGUUGUUGCGUUCUCUCUCUUAACAGAAUCCUUAAAUCAAAAUGAAAAUACAGACAAUAACGAAGGCGAAAUUGGCAAUCUUAUUACUAUCGAGGACUCACCGGCUAAUAGCUCUAGAGAGGAACAAAUUAUCAAUCUGAUAGCCCUUCCAACUCCUGUACCUCCGCUAAAAUCGAAUUUUGAUUAUAACGUAUUAGAUUCACUAUGCGAAACUUCCGCAAAUCAAUCUGGAAAUACACUAGAUGACUUAGAGGAUGGAGAAAACGAUCAGUUACUUGCUUCCGAAGGAAGCAGACCAGAGCGAGAUAGUGUAUACGCGUUAUCGUGUUCUGGGGCUGAUUGGGGUCUGUCGUGGCCUCAGCUCGUUGGUUGUUCGCUACUCCUGGGACUUGCAGGACCUCUUAUUAUUUAUUUUUUAUUUCUUGCCGAAACUACAUCGAAGCAUCAUUCGAGCGCGGGAUACUAUAAGCAUUUCUUCUCAUGAAAAUAUAAAAGGAUCAAUUUUUUUCUCACCAAAGUUGGAUUAUGUGUUUGCUGACAAAUAUAACUGUAUAUUAUUAUAUACGUAGUACAUCACUCAUAGACGCAUACGAAUUUUGGAGCAACAUAUCUUUUUGACCUAAAGUGGUUCCGUAAUACGUACAGACUGUAACAUGUUGAUUGCACAACUUGUUUAGUUUCUUCUUGAAUACUAACACACGUUUCUUUAAUG